This is a messenger RNA of Zeugodacus cucurbitae (melon fly), 15326 nucleotides long. Its product is annotated as probable serine/threonine-protein kinase nek3. The transcript is spliced from 6 exons. NCBI's taxonomy places the organism in Eukaryota, Metazoa, Arthropoda, Insecta, Diptera, Tephritidae. The record is from RefSeq and is a predicted model, not a curated record. Bases 1142 to 5038 code for a protein of 1298 amino acids.
AUAUCCUCGCCAACAUCAACCAACUUUAAUGGUAUCCUUUCAGCGCCGGCGCAUUCUACAAGUUUACCAUAUAUGUACAAACAUAUAUUGUAUGGACGGCCGAACGGGAGUGAAAAUAUUGGCAGACGAGUGAGCCAACUGUCAUUUUAAGAAGAAUACACACAGAAGACGGAAUUCGUCCUUAUCGUCUCGCUUCAUAUAAAUUAUAAAAACUUAAUAAAACAGUAUUGACAGUUAAAUAAUAUUAAAGUGAAGAAAAAGUAAAAUGAGUAAACUCGCGUUGUUAACAGUAUGUGGAUGAGGAAGCGGACAAGUAAUUAUUGCACCUGUGAAAUGUUGAAAUGUUGUUGAAAUUAGUUGCAACAAAAGUGCUGCGAUUCACAAGCACAAUGCAGCAGCGAGAAGUCAGGCAGUCAAAUUAAUAGUGGCGUAAAAGAAAGCGAAAAGUGUUGCAACUUUCACGAAGGUGAUGUACCAGCUGGGAAACGUCCGUAAAAUAUUUUAAAAAUACUUUAGAGAAAAUAGAAUAGAAUUUUCUGCAGAAAAUUCACGCAAAUCAGCUGAGUCAGGGGAGUAUAUGUUUUGCCUGUUGUUGUUUGACUCGGUGUGGCGUCAGUGAAAAACCUUGAUGACUAUAAACGAAAAAGUCCUCCCAGUGCGUAUUGGUUGGUAGCGGCGUCGACAAGGCGACUGACUGUAUACAUGCGUGCCAUUGUGUUUGUGAACCUUUGUCUCGGUAUAAAGUUCUGUCUGUGUCAUUUGCACAAGCUGGGGAGGUGAAGAAGUUAAAGUUGCAUUAAAGGCCGGUCAACUGUGAAUGUAUGUGCAACGGAAAGUAUAAAGUGAAAUGCGGGAUAUUACAUAAAGAGAAAAUAUGCAUGCACACAUACACAUACAUGUAGAUGCAGAUCAAAUAGUUGUUUAGAAGCAAAUAGCAAAUUUAAAAAUAAUAAGAAAGCAAGUUUCAAUUAUAACACGAAAUGUGAAAUACCUAGAUCUCGCAAAAAUAUAAUAUACUAUAUUAAUAUUUGAAAUUAAUCUAACGCGAAAACGGCUAUGUUCCCUUUACUGUUAUGAUUUCGGCAAGUGAAAAGUGAAUUCUCUCUCCGCAAUAAAACUUUUGAAAACGUAAAUAGCAAACAUGUCAGCCUCAUCAAAUAUGGAGCAGCCAAGCAACCAUUGUGAAGCGCACUUGAUUGCGGCCACUACUGAGAUUGAGGCGCUCAAACAAGCUCUGCUCGAGAAACAUAGUCAAAUUGUCGCCAUGGAAACGGCAUGCAUACAGGAAACCGAACGCCAAGUUGAAUUGGAAGACAGUGUUAUUGCGUGGCAAGAUAAAUAUGAUCGUUUGUAUGAGUCACAUAAACGUGUGCAAAAGGUGAAUCAAAGUUUGGAGGAUAAACUGCUUAAAUUAGUGGAUCGCAAUAGUGGCGAGCGAGCGCAAUUGACCAGUGAUGUUGCCACAUUGAGCGUACGCUUGGCACAGGCGAAUUUCAAUAUAGCAAAGCUGCAACGGGAAAUCGAACGCUACAAGUCGGACAUAAAUUUAGCAAUACAACUACUCCAGUGCAAACCAGACAGUUUUAUGCCACAAAAAGUCUCAUCGUUACCGAUUGAUAUACAGUCGAAAGUAUCAGCUUACAUGCGUCUGGAGACUAAUUCCCACUCUGAUUCGGAGGGCAGCACUAGCGGCGUGGGCACCGCCACCACAGCUUCCUAUAAAGUGCUUCCAGCAUCGGACUCACCGCCGCCAACAGCGUGCCCCUUUCCACCUACUGCAAUGGUAUACUCAAUGCGGGGGCUUGGUAAGUACGCUAAACGCACUUCAACAGAUUCCAAUAUGAAUCUCAGCAAUAAUAACAGUAGUAAUAACAAUAAUAACAAUGGCAAUAAUGACAACAAUAAUAUCAAGGAGCCACUUCUGAAUAACAACAUAGCAACCACCAAUAAUAAUAACUGUGAAUCCAACACCGAACUCAAUGCUGAUAUUAGUACGAAUAGCAAUAACAACAACAGCAAUGCCAUAACAAAUUCAUCACCUCACAGCAAUGGCAACUCAAACAAUCCAGAUAUGAUUUCACCCGUUAUUAUGGCCAAGUUCCUUGAAGCCGAACUGAAAGCAAGUGAAGUUAAACACUGCGAUACUUGUCAAUGUUCCAAACAGGAUCUCACGGUGCUGGCUGAUGUCUCACGAUCCUACACAGUUGCCACGCAAACUCCGUUCCAACUGCAACUCGGCGGCGGUAACCUCAACGAACCGCUCACACAAUUGUGCCUACGUUGUCAUAGCAAUUUGAACUCACCUUCGCGCACCAACAGUCCCUAUCUAAUGAAAUUGGUUAAAUCCAGUGAUUCUGUGAUUUCGGAAACGAAAAGUUCUGUAUCGGAUCUUAACGAUAUGGACAAGUUGUUUACACCAGCCAAAAAGGACGAUCUGAUGGUGAAUCCCAUAUUGGGACACCAUCGCUUGUGUGAUCGUACGGCUGGAAGUGGCGCUUUGCAACACCAAAAUGCUCUUGCAGCGGCCAAAUUGAGUAGCACCUUACUUUAUCCUACCACACAUUUGGGUACUUAUGGGAAUGAGAAGUAUAUUCUGGAGACGAGUAAUAGUCUGGUAGCUGGUAUGCAAGCGAAAUGUGGCUAUCAAAGACGCUUCCUCGAGGGUGGUGGCACUGCACUGGAGUUACUCAAUAGCGCUAUUAGCAGUAGUGGCAACGCAACAAUACAAAGUAUCGCCAAGAAGGUGUCAGAGCAAGUAACACCAAAAUCGGUAGGCAAUGAUGAGUUGGAUGACGAGGCGAAACCUUUACUCAGUGCAAGUUCACAAUCUAAUUUAUUGGAUUAUGGAAGAUUAAAAACCAGUAUUGGUAUUGAGUUAGCCGAGCCUGCGAUAGAGCAACAAAUAAAAUCACCAGCAAGUGUAUGUAGUGCCUCCGAUCCGAAGCAGAAUCUCAUGAAGUCCACAAUUACUGGCAGCGUGAAUAGUCUGUGGAGCAGAACGAGCAGUUGCGAGGGCGCAAAGAUGUUCGAAACUUUUAAUAGGAAUUUGAUUAAAACUAUCAAGGCUGAAAACCCUAAGCACCGUGGACCUCGUCUCUGCGCUAUGCGUAUACAGCAGAACGGACAGAGCAAUAUAUUGCUUGAUAAUAUAGAGUCUAUGGAAGCAGUUACGCCCAUUAUUUAUAAACGUCGCGAGCGGGUUUUAGACGAAGAGUUAGACGACACUAAGGACAUCAUAACAUCCAACGCAACUAAUAUUUCAAGUACAGAAGUAACUGUAUCGCACCAAAGGGAAGAUGCGGGAUCCGGCUACACAACGGAAGAUGGGAAUGUAAAAUUAGCAGAUGUCGUUAACAUUCAAGUGGAUCCUAUAGAAAAGAAUACUAGCACACAAGCGCAACAAAACGAAGUAGACCAACAAUGUGGAAUAAAUGAAAAUGAAAUGGGGCCUAACAGUUGUGUGGGAAAUAAGCAUAGCCAAUAUGAAACAGGUGGGCGUCUAAGUGGUCGAGUUGAAGGUAGAGACAUGUUCGCUGCUGACGAUGCAACCGGUACAACAGCACAUCUUAUUGACCUAACGGAAGUACCCACUACUGCAACCGAUUUAACCACAGCACAGCUAGUAGACCAACCCAAUAUGAUGUCUGAAGAAAAAUUCAUGGAUAAGCGGAAUUCGCUAACUUCAAAGUUAAAUGUAACUCCGACGAUCAGCGCAUUGGAUGUGGCGCUUACUCAAACUGCGCUGGAAGUAGGAGACGCCAGCACCACUCAACUGCGCAGCGAUCCAGUGGUGAGAGCUGUCAGUAGUGUUCAGCAAGUGCAUAAGCCAAAACAAACAAGCAUCUACCAUUCACUGCAAAAUGAGUGCAGCUCCAAAACUUCACACAAUUCCAAGUCUUGCACACAGUCGAGUUCCAUUAGUGACGCGAUUGACUUCCAAGAAAGUAUCAUAUUGCGACGUCAGCAGCUCAAUCGUGUGGCCGAAUGGGUGCAAAGUAACACACAACAAUUGGAGCAGCAACAACAACAACAGCAGCAGCAGCAACAACAACGGAUACAGCAACAGCAAGCUCUUAACUCUGUGAAUAAUUGCGACUCCUCGGGUGGUACAGAUCGACAAUCAUCAUUUUCAACACUAGAUCCGCUGGACUCAGUCUCAAUGGAGAAGCUGUCAAUGGAUUCGGGUUAUAAGACUACGCCGCAACCGCACACAAAUGGCUUUCAUCAGCCGAUAGAUGAUGCGAAUAAGUCUACCGAAGACUCACUCUCACCUAAAACCGAUACAAAUUCUAGUCUUAACAACAAAAACUACAAAAAUAGCACACUUCUCAAUCACUACCAACCGGACAGCAUCAGUCAACAGGCGUCCACUCAAGUUUAUCCCACAAACACUUAUUUCCGACGUACCACACGCUCCGGCCUGCCGGUUGCUUAUACCACACCUGAUCCGAAUACGUCCAACGCGGAGACGUUCUUAAAUAAUUACAAUAAUGAUAACAACAACAGCGCUUGCAGCACAACACCAACGCUGCCGGAUCAACCGACUUGUGAUAUACUCAACUACAAAUACUAUCCCAGUGAUACGGAUAAGACGCGCUCCAUAAGCGCCGAACUCCAUACAACCACCAAACACGUGGACAUUGCCCAGAUGGAGUACAAUGUAAAGCAAUUCCUGCUCAAGCAGAACGAAUGGUCGAUGCGAGCCAGCACAACUCGUGGCGGUCGAGCCGGCAUGAACACGUCGGUCUCGAACCUGAGCAGCGCCAACUCGCAAGUGACGCUUAGCAGCCAACGCACGCAGACCACAGCGAAGACAUUGCGGCACUUGAAGCUGUUUAGUGGCGUCGGUGUGGGACCAGGUGUGGGUGCGAGAGUGCAACCAACUGCGGUUAAGGAUACGGCGGCGGGGUCAAUGAGCAACCGCGACGAGCGAGAGCUCAAAGCAAAGGUGAUGUCGUCGAAUGGCGUCGAAGGUGCGAAAGCGUCAGCAGCGGUAGUAGCAAACGCCUUGCCACAAAGGACUGAAACGAAUUUAUAAGAAAAUUUAGAGGUUUAACUAUUGUAACUGCAGCUUAAGCUUAUAUAAAAUCAGCACACAUACAUACAUACUACAAACAAACAAACGUACAUACGCAAAUUUACUGUAAUCUAUAUGUAAUUGACUAGUUUUGUAUUUACGGUGUAUCAGUGCGACGGUAAGGCAUAUGAUAAGGCGCGAGAGCUUUCAAAAGUUCACAUAAAUUAAGCUUAAUUAAUACUUAACGUUUAAAGGAAAUACAAAGUAAAUACAGAAAGAAAUUUUCGUUUAAUACUCACAGCUUAAUUGUAGAAUGAUAGUGAAGAAAAUGAUCGCUCUGUACAUACGUGGGUAAACGAGUUAAUUAAUCCUCUUCAGUGUAAACAGCGCUUUGAUUUUUUGUACACGGGACUUUCCAUAUUCAAGUCAUCAUGUCGAUAUUUUAAGAUUAAAUAUUAUUUGUAAUUAACCAAUGAGUUUACCCGAAAACAAUACUAUUUUUCGUUUAAAAACUAAAAAUUGAAAUAAAUUAUAAUUGAGUGGUUACCAAAAUUUAUUAUAAAAUUUAAUUUAUUUCAAAUAAUUAAUUCAAAAUUCUUUCAUGAUAUUUUUACAUUUUUCAAAUAUCAAAAUGUUUUAUCUAUAUCUGAACAAUAUAUUACUACAGAAUGAAAUUAAUUUUUAAAUGGAAAGUCCCAUACACCAUAUACAUAACCAAUUAGUUCCGAUGCGCAUAAAAUACAUACAAGCAAACGAUUAAAUAUUAAUGUGUCUAUAUAUGUACUUGACAGCUUCCAUCUUUUACCUAGCCCUGCCUAAUAAGCCCUGCCCUUCCGUAAGCGUUAGGAAGCGCUGAAAAUAUUAUCAUUCCAUUUAAUCGUUAUGAAUGUAAUCGACUUAAAAUAAAUAUUACAUAUAAUUAUCGCAAUUAAGCUCCAAAAAUAUAUACAAGCAAAUAUAGAUGUAAAUCGUAAAAAGGCAAAUAUUAUAAAUAUAGCUAUGAAAGUAACAGCAACUAAAAUACAGCUAAAUCGUCCAAAGAAAAAUAAGAUAACUUUAAUAUACACAUAUACAUACUUAAUUAAACCAAAAGUCAUCUGCAUUCAUCAAUACUAUAUACAAUCUACAUUAAAGUAACGGCUUUUGCAAAUAGGCAUACAAAUUACCCACUUCAUUAUUAAAAAAGCAAAAACCAAGAACAAGAAUUCAAGACUUUUAGUGACAUUACGAUUUUCGAAAAAAUUAUGCUUAAUACAUAUGGUAUAUAUAUACUGAGCUACUGAGAGUAACGAAUAUCAAAUGUUUUAAGUUCAAAAACUAAAUAGGUCUCAAACACAGUUUAACUUAACUUUAUUUCAUACAACUUCUUGUGGCAAUUUAUUUGAAAAGGCUUAUUUUAUAAAUCAACAAAUAAUAAUAGAGUUUUCCAUACAGGCUAAUGAUAUAAAGGAGUAGGAUGAGACAUUUCUCUUCAGUAAGGUUUGCUAUUUUAUCAUGGAAAGAUAUACAAUCCAACAACGAGUCGAAAUUAUUAAAAUUUACUACUGAAAUUCGGAGUCAGUGGCCUCAACUUUAAGAGCGAUACAUCCAAUUUAUGGUCGUCAUAAUCGUCCUGUCAACUCAACAAUUGAGCGUCUAGUGGAAAAAUGUAAAUCCACAGGCACGGUACAAAAUGUUCCGGUGUCAGUCAGACAAAGAAGUGCCCUUAGUGUCGAGAAUAUUGCUGCCGCUAGCGCAUCAAUUGAGCAAGACCCAAAUCAGUCUCUCAUACGUCGUUGUCAAGCGUUUGGCAUCUCUGUGAAGUCGUUGUGGCGAAUUUGGCGAAAAGAUCUUGACCUACAUCCUUACAAGAUCAAAUUAACACAAGAAAUGAAGCAGCUUUACCACCAGAAUCGUGAAUUGGUCUGACCAAAACUUGAAAAUGAUCCGGAUUUUCAUCGAAAAAUCGUCUACAGCGAUGAGGCUCAUUGAUUGUUGAAUGACUUCGUUAAAAGGCAAAAUAAGAGUUAUUUUUCAGGCAACAAUCCAUAUGUGAUCCAUGAGUCACCAUUGCAUCCCGAAAAAAAUACGGGUUGGUGCGGUUUAUGGUGCGGCUGUACUUCUUCUGUGAUGAUCAAGACCGGCUACCGCUCAAUGAUAAACGAAUAUUUUUGGCCCGAAUUGCAUGAUGUGGACUUGGACAAUAUGUGGUUCCAACAGGACGGCUCCACAAGCCACACAGCGAAUGUCACAAUCGAUUAAUUGAAAACCAAGUUUGGUGAACGUGUUAUCUCACGAAAUGGCCCAGUCAAUUGGCCGCCUUGGUCGUGCGAUUCGACGCCGUUAAACUAUUUCCUGUGGGCUACAUCAAAUCUAUGGUCUAUACCAACAAGCCAGCAACGAUUGAUGAACCAUUGAAAGUUGGGUUCAUCGCCUGGACUUUUUCCAGGGUGCCCGUGGUGGUUAUGCAAAAGAAAUAAUUCGUAUGUAAUGGCAUCGAAUAUAUUUCACAGGGCCUACCGCUCUUAUUGAAAACCCCUUUACGUAUAGUCCUAAUUGACCUCAUUCGUAUCCGAACGAUAAUGAAUUUACUAUAUACUCAUUGGAAUAACCGCCAACGUUCUGAGCUUUGGUUUAAUUAUUUUUUACUAUGAUGUUAGUUCUUCAAAAAAUAUUAGGAUUUUUGAAAAAAUAUUGGGAAUUUUUUGCUGGGUUUGCUGAUAUACGGGCUUUAUCUGAAAUUCAUCAACUGAUUAGAGAGCGCUCAUAACUUAUAGUGUGAAGACACUGUGACUUUCCAAUUUUCUCAUAAAAUUUUAAUAUUAUCAUUUGUAAGAUGAGGUGUAACCUUCGAAAGCUAUAUACAAGUUCAUAUCCACAGUACACAUACAUAUAUUAUAGAAAUGGUGUAAAGCAAUAUCAAGCACAAAAAAAGCAAAAGCAAAGUAAAAAUCGAAAAACAUAUACAGUAGAUAUCGGUUAUAUGACGAACCGCUUGUAUGCAAAUUUUGGUUAUAUGCAAAAUUUUCAUAUUUCAACGCAUUAUAGAACGUUUUAUUAUAUGAAUUUGGUUGUUUGAAUGCAAAUCGUUUAUAAGCAAAUAUCGCAUUUAUGCAAAAAAAUUUCAGCAAAAUUGAAUCGUUACGUACAAAUUUUAAUCUGUUUUAAGCAAAUUUUCCAACACUGAAACACUAAAUUUAUUCUAUCGAUUUAUCGAUUGUCAAACAUAUGAUUUUGUGUUACACUUGUUACAAUGUCGCGUCGUGUUGUGUUAACAGCGAAACAAAAAAUUGCGGUUUUCAACGAUUUAAAGACUUCCAAAGACCGAAAAACCAUUGCUGCUAAAUAUAAAGUUAGCUUAAGCACUAUAUCGCGCAUUCAAAUCCAAGAGAACAAAAUCCGCGCCAUAACAAAUCCCAAUAGGAAACGGGAUAGGAAAGGCGCACACGUGAAUUUGGACAGAACCUUGUUGUCCUGGUUUAACCAAAUCCGGUCCCAAAAUGGAAUUGUUACCGGACCUGUCUUGCUUUCUAAAGCACAGGAAUUUGCGUUAAAAUUAAACGAAAGUUAUGUGCCAGACCGUAGUUGGUUGCAGCGUUGGUGCGGGCGAAAUGCCCUUAACUUCUCCAAGAUUUACGGAGAAGCUGGCGAAAAUAACGCAACAAGUGCAGAAGUUUUCACUACUAACCGUUUGCCUCAUAUUAUUGAAAAAUUUUCGCCGGAUUGUAUAUUUAAUGCCGAUGAAACCGGGCUGUACUACAAGGCGUUGCCAAAUGGAAGUUACAAAGGCAAGUAUGAGAAUCCAAAGGGAUUCAAAACUCAAAAGCAACGCCUCACAUUUCUGUUUCUAUGCAAUGCAACCGGCACGUAUAAACGUGCAUAUUGCAUUGGAAAGUCGGCUAAACCACGGUCUUUUAAAGGAAAACAGCUACCGCUGCCAUAUUAUAAUAAUAGAAGUGCUUGGAUGACGAGUGUUAUUUGGAAAAAGAUUCUAAUAGAUCUCAAUCAAAAUCUUGAAAAAGAUAACAAGCAGAUAUGUUUGAUUGUUGAUAAUGCUCCUUGCCACAAUACAGAUGAGAAAUUCUCAAACAUUACGAUUGAAUUUUUGCCACCAAAUACAACUGCCCUUAUACAGCCACUUGAUCAAGGUAUCAUCCACUCCUUUAAAAUGGAAUAUCGACAAAUACUAAUAAAAAAACAAAUUUGUGCGUUGGAGAAGGGCUUAUCUAUAGUUGAAUUCCUGAAAUCGCUCACUAUUUUGGAUGGUAUCAAUUAUGCAAAUCGCGCUUGGAACCUUGUUAAGCAGCAAACAAUUAGUAAUUGUUUCAAAAAGGUAAAUUUCGUGUUAAAGAUGGUACAAAUUUAAAAUAAAAUUGUUCAUUUCAGGCAGGCAUUGACAACAUUCAAUUCAUUACAGAUGAGAUUGCAGCCACAGAAGGCGAAAACUAUGAAUGGUGCACACUCGAUAAUGAAUACAUUCAAUGCGAUAAUGAACUUGUCUGCUUUGGAACCAUGUCGGACGAGGAUAUUGUUGCGGACGUAUUGGCCGUCAAUCAAAAUUCUACUGAAGAUGAGGAAGUGUUCGCGCAAUCUGAGGCUUGUAUUAAACACCCCUCAACGAAAAAUGCCUUGCUAAGCUUAGAUUCGCUGCGUGACUAUUUUUGUCAUAACAAUAUAGAUCCCUUAGAGGCUUUUGAAGAUAUUGAAAAUUUAAUCCUAGAGAGUUCUGAAAAACAGAAAUGCCAGAAGAAAAUAACAGAUUUUUUAAGUAAAUCUUAACAAUUUUCAAAUUAAAUGAAUUGACUGAAGUGAAAUAUAAUUUUUAUUAAAACUGAAUAAGUUUAUAUAUUCUAUUUCUUGUGUGCUAUUUUUUGUUUACAUCGAAUUGAUUGUGUAUAUGCAUAUAUUUUGCAUAUAAGCGAAUACCGCUUGUUUGCAAUUACCGCCUGUAUGCAAAUUUUUUUUUGCAUUAUAACAAUUGCAUAUAACCGAUAUCUACUGUACAAUCACAUUCAUACAUAUUUAUUGUAGAAGUGUAAGUAUUGGUUUGUAUUGAAUACAAAACCGCAACAAAAUCCGUAUUUGUAAUAGUUCUAGUAUUUGGUAUUAAUGGAAUUUGCAUUUACAUACAUACAUAUGUAUAUUGUCGGUGUGCGAAGGAAUUAAUUAAAAAUUACAAAUUCGUAAAAAUAUCUGUGAAGUGCUUUAAAAAGAAGAAUUAAGCAAACAAAAGUUCGACUAUUCGAGUAUUGUACAUUUUCAUUUUCAUAAUAAAGUAAGUAGGUGUGUGUAUGUUCAAAUGUGUGGAAAUUUAUUGCUGUAAUACAUACUCGUGUUGGAUGCAUUGAAAGCAAAACAAAAAAAAUGUAUUAAGUGAAAUGCAAGUAACUACCUAAACUAAAAUGCUCAAUUAGUAUCUCCUCCAACUUAGUUAGUAGACAGACUGUAUCACACAGAAAUCAAGUUAUGUAUUCGUGUACGUUCAUGCAUAUGUAUGCAAGUAUCGGCAAAGGCUUUUCAGAUGUACCUAUGAAGUAAGCAGUAUCUAAUUAGUCUAAAACUACUAUGUAAAUGUAACGGUAACUCAUAUAAUAAAACCAAAAAAAAAAGAAAACUAAAACAAAAAUAGAGAAAACCGCUAACCUUUAAACAGAUCGCUUGCAUUGCUCGAAAUGUGCGUAUUGAAUCCUUCCUAUUGUAUACCUUGACUUAGUAGAUAUAAACGUUUUUCUUAUAUACAUACAUAUGAAUACACACUCACACAUACACAUACAAGUGAAAUACUUAGCUGACAUAUGCCAAGGCCUGCAUCUACUAUAAAUGGUAGUAGCAUUUGCUCAAGCGAAAAAAUAUAAUAUAACACUUAUUUACUUGCAUUCGCCUCCUAAAUGCGUAUAUGUAUUAUAUGUACGUGUAUAUGGUAUAAAUUAAAAUAACUGCAUAAAUAUAGCAAACGAUAAUUAAUUGGUGUUCAAAUGAAGUAAGGCAAUUAAUUGAUACCUCUCCCAAUGUUUGUCCUUCAAUUUGUUUCAGCACCUAUUUUGUUAUCAACACACUCACAUACAUACCAACAUACGCAUAUUUAUGUAACCAACGUAAAAUUAUAUACAAAUAAAUACAUUUACAAUUAACUAUUGAGAUAUACAUACCAGACUUCAAACGUGGCAUGCACGUGGAAUCAUAUGAAAAGCAACGCAAACAAAUCAUGAAACGGCUUCAUUACUAAAAGUACUCGCAUUAAUGCGCACAUACUUACAUACGUACAUAUGAGAACUCACCUUCAUGCAUAUACUCACACAUACAUUUCUUCAGGUUUUUUGUUCGUACAAUUGAAUAAAUUCAUUCUAUUUCGAAUGAAUAUUUCUAUGGUCUUACAGUUAUAAACUGAACUCUAAUUUGAGUUUAUACCGAGUGUAGUGCUCAGCUGAGUGCACAGGUAAAUUGCGGUGUUGGCAUUGCAUACCUUAAGGCGCGUAUAUUAAAAAUAUUUUGACCAUUUAAUAUUAAAAUUUGAAAAUUUUAAUUUUAAAAUAUCAAAAAGUACUUCCGAUAACAACAUUAUAGUAUAUUGCUGAUAGUUUAAUUUGCUGAAACAAAAUUUCGUUUCUAUUAUCAUAAUAUUUAUAAAUAUUCACUCUCAAAACGGCAUACCAAUUAGAGGUAACUAUGAAAUGGUUAAACACAUCCUUCACAAAUCUGUAUUAUUGAAGCAAUUAAGGAAUAUCUUAAAAUCGCUGUAUACAUUUAUUACAAAUAAUUUGGCAUUUAUACCAUGAAUAUACCAUGCCUCACAUAUGUGCAACAAAUACAAUUUGCUAACUACAAAGUCCCAGUUAAUUUAUACUGGAAUUAAGCAAGUAUAAACUCAAAUCCAUUACUUACAUAGCAGCUUAUGCAUACAUAUAUUUACAUUAUUCAUUAUCUACAUAUAUACAUACAUACAUACAAAAAUACAUGCUGGCAUAUACCAAAUGCAUAUAUAGAUGACACUGUACUAUUGUAAAAUAUACUUAGGAAAAUAUUUUAUAUUUCAACGAUUUAUGAGUUGGCAUUUUUCAAAUGUAACUGAUUUCAUUUUGGUUUGUAUGUUUAUAUUGCAAAUCUGAACUCUACCUGCUCUAAACCACCUUAACAUAUAAGUGAUUGAAUAAAACUAAUAUAUAUGAAAAUAAUUACAAUUUAAUAAAGUAUAAACAUGUAUACAAAAUCCAGAAACUAUUUGUUAUUUGGCAAUUAGGACGAAGUGGGUGAAAAGUUGAAAUUCUUGAGAUGUAGGGAAGCAUGCAACAUACAAAUACACAUUAAAAUGAAAUAUAAAAAUAUUGAUUCAGAUAUUUUUCAGACUCACCGCUUAAUAAUGGCCACUAAUUCUGAUCUAGAUUGGAGACGGUUAAGGAUUUUAGUAUAUGAUGUAAGCCGUUACUGCUGCUGUCAAAGAUUUUACAACACAUAUGUAUGUAUUUAUAAGUAUGCCUUGAACAUUUUAGUACCGACGUAAAGAAAAAAACUCUAGUUCAAAUUACCAUAUUUACUAACAUUUUUACAAUAUAGAAGUUAAACGUCAAUGGAGAUAUCGGGACAAAACUUUGCACAAAUAUUGUAUAUCCAGUGUAGCAUAGCCAGUAUAAAAAUCACCGAAAUCGGAAAUCGAUCCUAAUUAUAUCGAUGAUCCGUUUUUAUUGUUGAAAUUAAUUUGGUACACUUGAUUACAUUUUUUUACCCUAGAACCGAAAACGAAGCUCUUUAACAUUGCAAAGACAAAGUAACAGUCUUCUAAUAUUAUGGAUAUAUCUCCCUAAUCGGUACAUAUUAUACAAAGUUAAGUGGAACGAUGAGAAUCAUUAUAAUAAAAAUACAUAUAAAAUGGAACAACUGGAAAGUUUCCAUUACAUAAUAACCGAUACUCCAACAAAAAAGGGAAACGAAAUUGAGAAAAGGGAAGUUGCUGGUUUUUUUAAGUUUAUUUUAGUUUUUCUUUGUAAGUUUUUUUUAACGAGAAUUCCGUGGAAAACCAGACAGGUGAAGAAAACGGAAAAAUCUAAGCAUACCACGUUAGGGACUAUCUAAUCGCGAAAUUUCCAGGCAUAUUAAGAGAUCUGCAUGUGUCGUAAUCAAUUUUAUUAAAUUGGGUAAUUGCUAUGAAAAAACAAACGAUCAGGAAGGACUCCAUUAAUCGGAGAAACGUGAGAUAAAACGCAUCUCCCUGAUGUUGGAAACGUAAGUUCGAAAUAGGUUAGUGAAGGAAGGAACUUACCAGUAAGCCAAUGGCGUAAAAAUUUUGAGAUUUACAUUUCAUCUAUGAAAAAAAGUUUAGAAACGACAUAAAAUAGCAAACUUCGAUUUGCCGAGAAAUACAGAUUUGAGAAUAAGAAAUUAAAUUUUUUUAGACGAGAAAAAUGUUUAUUUAAGAAACUUUUGAAUAUAAAACUAAAUAGUUAAAAAAGCUAGCAACUUACUUCUUCUCAAUUUUUUUUUUGAAGUUAUGUCAAAACCCUGAUCUAAUGGGGUUAAAUAGACCUCGGAUUCGGAUUCAGCGAUCCCAAAACCAUAAAGCACACAUAGUAAGACCCCCAGGUCAGAACACACUUUUUUUUGUGUGGCAACCACAUAUUUCGCAGGGUGUAUCUAGGCUAUACAGACAACCGGACGGAUGGAGAGAAUCAUAUUCACAUUGUCAUGGACGUUUGUUAGGAUUAAUAUUUUUUGGAUGAAUAUAAUUUCUCUUUGUUCUCACUUUGCCCACUUUUCUUUAUCUAAUGAGUAUGUAGAAGAAUCAAAAAUAAGUAUGUAGAGAACCCGUGGUUUUAUCUAGCUUCUCAACUUUAUCUAAAAUUGUUGUUGUUGUAAUAAUCUGGACGUAAAUGUAAGACAUAUUAAACAAAUUCUAGACACUUAGAAAAACAAUAAGGCACUUAUUAGUAUUCUCAAUCAGAACUUCUAAUAUGUUCUAGUAUUCGGUGCCUUAUAGACCAAGGCCAAAACACAAGUAUCAAGGCUUACCUUUUGUUAAAUUGACCAAUUUUCUACAAAAAUAAUAUUUAAAAUAAUACUAACAUAUAUAUUUUAAAAUAUAUUUAAUUUAUUUUAUUUCAAUAUAUAUUAUGUUUUGUUUCAAUUAAAAUUACAGUCAUGAAUGAAAUAAAUAGAAUUUAAUGAGCUUAUAAUGAUAUCGCGCAUAAAACUAAGUGUUUAAAUUAAGAAGAGAUUUUAUGAAAAAUGUUUUAAAAAUGAUUAAUUUUGAAUCACGCACUUUUAGUGACUGAGUAAAUAAAACUUGGCCACUGCUACACUAGCGAUUAUGGAAUGACAAUGUGGAAACUAUUGACUUUAAGGGCUUAUAGUACCUAAUAAUAAGCGCAAUACUUCAAUUUAGGCCACAUUGUCGACCUUCUCUUCAUUCUUCCGUCCCUGCUGGCUACCGUCGUCUUCGACAAUUAUCAAUUGAUCGGUAUUAUUAUCCUCCAGCGAAUCGAGUCCAACUUCGGCGCUGUUGCGCACUUCAUUAGCGGUCUGAUCAAUCUCGCCAGCUUCCUCUCCUGGCUGUUGGUCUGGCUCUGCCACUGCAUUCGUCAACUCAUCCUUUUUCAGCUCAUCCACUUUGUUGUCGACCUGUCCAGCUUCUGCGGGUAUAAUAGAGCCAGCUGGAGCGGGUACAACAGCCGCCACUGUGCCACUUGUAGCAACGGCUUGUGGUCGAUUGCCGCCUUGCAAAAAGCUGAUAAUACCUUGGAAAGGUCCUUGUUGAGCGGGGUUGGGAGUAGCACCGGCGGCUGCGGCUGCACCAGCUGGUGGGUUGCCCCCUACAAAAUUGUUGAUUAGCGACUGUAUGGGACCAGGAGGACGUGCUGUGGUUGAAUCGGCGGUGCUUAGCUGAACUUGUUGUUGUUGUCCACUCAAGCUCGAUAGUGUAUUUUGAAAUUGAGUACCCAAAUUAUUUGCGAACUGUUGAACGCCCUGGAAAGCUUGUGCGGUGGCAUUUGCAACGCUCUGCGCAGCAUUCUGGACCUGAGUUAUAGCGUUCUGAGGAUUCAGGAAGCCAGGCAGUGUUGGUGCGGGCGUAGCAGGCUGAUCGGCGGCUACUUGUAUUCCUGGCGAGGCCAAUUGCUGUUGCUGUUGUUGGCCAGACAAUUGUCCGAAGAAUUGGCCAAGUGGCGAAUUUUGUAUUAAUUGUUGUACAAAGUUCUGUUGGGUGGUGGUCUGGGUAGGCGUAGCCUGUGUGGCGGCGGCAACAGCUGCUACUUGACGUAACUGCUCGACAGGAACAGACGCAGGCUCAUCAGCGAUGACAGCAACUACGGCAAUCGGUUCAUUGGAAACAAGCUGUUCUACA